Molecule: messenger RNA, 1500 nt
Organism: Colias croceus (clouded yellow)
Lineage: Eukaryota; Metazoa; Arthropoda; Insecta; Lepidoptera; Pieridae
Exons: 2
Coding region: 1-1500 (499 amino acids)
Biological process (GO): DNA integration
Molecular function (GO): nucleic acid binding
Source: RefSeq, a predicted model, not a curated record
AUGUGCCAAAGAAAAUAUUUCACCGAGGAAAUUCGGAGUUUGUCGUCUUCGCAGAUGGUCCAUCGGAAGAGCACGCUCAUAUCACUGGAUCCGUAUCUCGAUGAUCAUCAAAUUUUGAGAGUUGGUGGUCGUCUCAAUAAUUCUGUUUUCAAUGAGGAUAUGAAACAUCCAAUCAUAAUUCCUCAUAAAUCGCAUUUCACAAAAUUACUUAUUGACGAAGCUCAUGUAAGCACAUUGCACGGAGGUCCGCAGAUAAUGCUUAAUUAUCUGCGGUCCAUGUAUUGGAUUAUUGGUGCCAAGGGAUUGGUUCGCCAGUUUGUAAGAAGAUGUGUAACUUGCACGCGAUAUUCAAAUCAAAAUAAUCAGCCAAUGAUGGGUCAAUUACCGACAGUCAGAGUAACAUCACAUCGCCCUUUCAGCAAAACGGGAGUGGAUUAUGCCGGUCCAAUAGCCAUAAGAGCUACAAAGGGAAGGGGUCAUCAUGCAACAAAGGGUUACAUUUGUGUGUUCGUUUGCAUGUCAACAAAGGCGGUACACUUAGAAGUGGUCAGUGACAUGACGGCAGAGGCUUUUAUAGCAGCUUUUAAAAGACUAGUUGCUAGACGUGGGCAUGUCACAGAAAUGUGGAGCGACAAUGGCACAACAUUUGUGGGUGCAGCUCGACAACUCACUGAGUUAUUCGAUAUCGAGAGCUCGAUUGUUGCCACCGAAAUCGCCGACUGGUUAGCGUCUAAUGGAACGGAUUGGCAUUUCAUUCCGCCUCAUUCACCAAAUUUCGGAGGGUUGUGGGAGGCGGCUGUAAAGUCAAUUAAAUUCCAUUUGGCCAGAAUUGUGGGAAACGCCACACUGACAUUCGAAGAGAUGACCACCACUCUCGCUCAAAUUGAGGCAUGCCUCAAUUCAAGGCCUAUUUCGCAGCUCACAAGUGACCCACAAGAUCCCUGUCCGCUGACACCAGGUCACUUUUUAGUAGGUGAGCCUCUUGUGUUGGUUCCGGACGACAAUUAUGAGAAGGCAAAUGUCACUAAUUUGAAGCGAUGGCAUCUCACACAGAGAAUGACACAAACCUUCUGGCGCAGAUGGACUGAGGAAUACCUCACCCAACUGCAACAACGCUACAAAUGGAGAUGUCGUAUUCCAGAACCGAAUGUGGGAGAUUUGGUUCUAAUAAAGGAAGACGGAUUACCUCCCGCUCGAUGGCUGUAUGGAGUAAUCGUAGAGAAGCAUCCUGGACAUGAUGGGGUUACACGCGUUUGCAGUCUCAAAUGUAAAGAGGGGAUCCCGGGAUCUCCGGUAGGAACGCUCACGGUACCCCUCGCGCGCCUGCCAUUGGCAAUCCACUCGCAUGUAGUCGCGGACUACCCUACGCGCAUGCCUAACACUACGACAGACUGCAGCCACAACAGUCUGUCGCCCUCCUCACGUUGCCUAUUGAAUGUGCGCAGCCCCCGCCGCACACACUCUGCAACGAUAAAGGCAAGAGCUCGUCGGGUCUACUAA